Molecule: messenger RNA, 4267 nt
Organism: Sphaeramia orbicularis (orbiculate cardinalfish)
Lineage: Eukaryota; Metazoa; Chordata; Actinopteri; Kurtiformes; Apogonidae
Gene: cmn
Product: calymmin
Exons: 53
Coding region: 81-3617 (1178 amino acids)
Source: RefSeq, a predicted model, not a curated record
GUGCUGUAUCUGGAGUGUCCAAUGGACAGGGGCCACAACCUAAUGGAAAAAGACCUCAGAAUGGUGGAGGUGUAGGAAGAAUGCUCAUGCCAUCCAAAGGUGUGGGUCAAGGAAUGGGUGCACAGAAUGGAUAUGGGGGAUAUCCAUCUAAAGGAAUAGGCAAUGGGGCAGCAGCUGGAGUUUCAAAUGGAAAUGGAGCAAAAUACAACGGCUAUGGUGCAGCAGCUGGAGUACCCAAUGGAGCAGGAACAAAAGGCUAUGGAGCAGCAGCUGGUGUUGCUAAUGGGCAGGGUGGCAAACCACAGGGAGGAAACCCAGCUGUUUUACCAAAUGGAAAUGGAGCUAAAUCUAAGGGAAAUGGUGCCCAAGCUGGACCAAUGAAUGGACAACAAACUAAAGGAUACAAUGCCCAAGCUGGCCCAUAUGGUGGACAACCAACUAAAGGAAAUGGUAACGGUGCAUAUGGUGCAGCACAGAAUGGAAUUGGAACAAAAGGCAAUGGUCAAAAAGCCACAAGUGGUCCAAGCAACGGCAAUGGGGCAAGGCCCAGUGGACACGGGGGUGCUGGAGCUAAACCCAUGAAGGGAUUUGGUCGACCAUCUUAUGGAGCAGGCCCGUCUGUUGGGAUGGGAGCUUCCAGAGGUGUAGGAAUACCUCAGCUUGCAGGAAACCAAGGGGCAGCAUACGGUGCUAAUGGUUAUAAUGGAUAUGGAGCUCAGCCCAUGGGAGGCUAUAAUGGUGGUUUUGGUUCGAGGCCUCAAUAUGGAAAUGGAGGAAUGAAGGGACCAAAGCCAGGAUAUGGUAGUGUAGCCGGUGUUGCAAAUGGACAAGGAGCCAAACCCAAUGGUUUUGCUGGAGCCCGAAGCCCCAAUAUGAAUGGAGCCCUGCCAAAUGGUUAUGGAUAUCCAAAUGGUGGAGCUGCUAAGCCAGCAAAAACAGGGUAUGGCGGCAUGCCAAAUGGAUAUGGUGCCAAACCUAAAGGAUAUGGAGCCACCAGAGGCGGUGCAAUGAGACCCCAGCCAGGUUAUGGAAAUGGAGCUGUUCCCAACGGCUAUGGAACUAAACCCAAAGGUUAUGGAGCUGCAGCCGGUCCAGGAGCUGGAGCUGGAGCAGGACCUGGUGUUACCAAAGGAAAUGGAGCCAAAUCCAAUGGUCAUGGAGUUGGAAAUGGUGCUGCACUAGGAGGAUAUGGACUCAAUGGCUUCGGUGUCCCUGCUGGUGUACCUAAUGGACAGUUUGCUAAAGCAACCAAUGCUGGUUAUGGCAUGGCACCAAAUGGACAGGCUACAAAAGGUGCAGGUGUUUCCGGUGGACAGGGUCUAAAAGGUGGAGUUCUCUCUCUUGAGCAGCCAAGUGCCGUGCCAGAAGAAAAUCUUGGACCUCAGCAAGAAAUAACUCAAGACGUAGGACCUGUAGGACCCAUUGCACCCGAACCGACUAGUGGCAUCCUUGUUAUGGUGACACAAGAGAAAUCGCAAAAACUACCUUCCCCCGUGUUACAAGGAAAAAGCUACAAACAGCCACUGCUCAUCCCUCAGGCAACACCAGAACCAGGACCAGCUAUUUCUCAGGGUCCAGAACUUGCACCCGAAUCCAUACCUGAGCUAGCAUCCUUGAGUCCACGGGCCAAAGGUCCAAAGGCAGUUACAUCUGGACCUGCAGUUCCUCAGAGUAAAACAGCACUAGAGCCAGCAGUGGUCCUUCCCCAAGGUUAUGUGACUGGAAGUGCUGUGCCUGAGCAAAAAGGUGCAGAGGCAGAUAUUGUUGUGGGGGUAAACACCGGUGAAGGGGAAGCGGCCCCUGAAAGCGCCAAAUCCCAGAAAACCAAAGCUGUCCCUGAAACGGUGGCAACCAAAAGCACAGGGAUCAUCACCCCCGAAGAAACGCUGGCAGUGUGGGCGCCGGAGGUUUUACCAGAAGAAGCAAACCUACAGAGUCAGCCUGAGGCAGGACCUAGAAGGUCUGGGGUCAAAGGUCCUGCUGCAGGGAAAACUGGGUCAACUGAGAAUGGAGGAAGAGCUACGUCAAAGGGACAGGGAUCUAAACCAGCCACACCGGACUGUGGACCAGGAGUACCAAAUGGACAGUGGAUGAAAAUACCCAGACCUGGUUAUAACACAGGUUUGGGAGCAUCUGCUGGUGCACAAACCAAAGGUUACGGAGCCGGAGCUGGUGUUCCAAACAGAUUUGGUGCAAAGCCCAAUGGAUACGGAGCCAGUGCAGGGGGAUACUCAAAUGGAGGAGGAGCUAAAGCAUCCAAACCAAGUUAUGGACCAGGAGGAUAUAGUGCCCCUGGACAGAACAACGGAUAUGGAGCUGGUCUUGGAUAUCCGUAUGGAGGGAAACCCAAACAACCUGGUUACGGACAAGGAGCGCACCUUGGAGCUGGAUAUGGAAAUGCAGGUAUGGGUGAAGCAGGAAAGUCUAAAUCAGGAUAUGGAAAUGGCUAUGGGGCUGGAGUGCAGCCUGACUAUGCCAGUCUUGACCAAGGUGCAGCAUCUGUUGGUCGCAAAUCAGGUAGCGCGAAACAGACUCCAUAUAACGGAGCCCCUAUGGCCCCUGCUGGACUAGACGGAAUGAGUCAGUUUCAGCCUCAGCCUGCUGGACUUGGACCAAAUGGAAAAUUAGGCAGCAUGUAUGCUGGAAUGGGAAGUCUGCCUUUUGGUGGUCAGAGCCCCAAGUACGGCAUUGGGGGCAUGCAGUUUGGUGGCAAACCCUCCAGUACAGGAACUAAUGGUGCAGGAAAAUACGGAUAUGGUGGAAGCCCCUAUGGGCCUGCUGCUGCAGCUGGUGCUGGCAGUAAAUCAUCUGGAAAAUACGGAUAUGGUGGGUUCCCCAAUGGAGGGCAACUUGGUUUGGGCAACAAUGGAAAUACACCCGGAAAAUAUGGUUAUGGAAGAAUGCCUUUUGAAGCUCAGACAGGUGCCCUGAGCUCUAUGGCCAAAGCUACCGGUCAAUAUGGAUCCUCAUAUCAGCCUGAACCUGUUGGAAUGGGACCAAAUGGAAUGCUCUCGGGAAAAUAUGGUGGUGGUGAAGUCCCCUAUUCACCUCAGGCCUUUAGUAGUGAAGCAAAAUCUGCAGCGAAAUAUGGUAACCAAGGACAGUACAAGUCACAGCCGCUCGAAUCUGCAUCUACAGAGACAGCAGGUUUAUCGUACGAGCCCCAUCCUCUUGAGCCAGAUACAGCUGGAAAAUCCUAUGUGAAAGGAGAGUUGCCAACUUCAGCAAUUGCAGCUGAAGAAAAUGUGGGAUACAUUAAUGGACAAGUGCAGCCAGAAGUUGUUGCAUUUCCUGCAGCUCCAACCCCGUUCCCCACAUUACCUUAUCCUUCCGCCCCAUCCUAUCUGCCUGUGGAGUCCUUAACGGGGGAUCCAGCGGGCGCUCAGGACCUGCCAGAUCCAGCGGGUAAAGCCAGCAUCACCGUCAACUCUGCACCCGCCACUGAAACACAAGCUGUUUCUCAGGGGUCUGAGCAACCCGAUGACCUUCUGCAACAGCAGCUGCCUCAUCAGAUACACAUUCAGCAGCAUCUCAAACUGCAUUUUCACCCACAAGGAGCAAAGAAUGGUAAAUAUGACUUGAAUGGCUUCUUUGGAAAUGGUGGUUAUAAAGGUUAACCCCGCUGACAACGACAAGUAUAAUCCACUUUUCUGGCAUUGUAUAUUAUUUCUGAAUGUUUCUUCUGAUUGUACAUUAGUUUUAUUUUCUCCUGACCACAAAUACUCCUUGUAUUCAUAUUUUUGUGUUUGUUUAUAAGUCAAGAGAUGAAACAUUUUAAGUUUUUGAUUUGUUAGGUGUUGCUGUUUCUCCUGUUUAGUGCAUUUUUGUUUGCGUCCUACAUUACCUUUUGUCCUGCACUUACUGCUCGCUGUACAUGAGAAGAAAUGGUUGUCAAAAAUGUGGGGUUGCCUGCUGUGUUAGGUCAGUGUUUUGAUUGAAUCAGUAAUAUUUGCCUUAGUGUUGUCAAAUCAAACUGUUUCUGUGCAACUUAAUUCAGUCUAAUUUAUUUGGCAUGGGAGUGACUUUUUUUUUUUUUUUUUACUACAUGUGACAAUCAUCUGUUUAUUAUUGUACAGAGUUUUAAUGAUUAAAAUCAGUUGGAGUGAAAAAUGUUACAUGUGUUUUCUGCAUGCAGUAACGUUAGAGAAAGAGAAAACUCCAGCUGAAAUGAGGAAUACACUGGUGCCAGUGAGCUAACUUUAGUAAUGAAGGCUAUUACCUUUUUAACUAGUUGUAAUCUCUAAAAUCUAAUCUCAGAUUAUCCUCA